AUGGAUUUUCAAGCCAACAAAGCCAUCAGUUGUACCAAAUAUCGGUUCCUGUACUUCAACCCAAACUUCACUAAAUCUCUCAAAUGGCAGUGGCUCUGUAACCAACAUGGACCCAUCGAGUAUAGAAACCGGAAACGUAAGAUAAUUGGAUCACCUCCAUCGGUGAAUUCAAAAACUAAACAAAAGAAAGCAAGGCCAGGUUCGAACAUUACAGGACCAUCGAGUUCUGGUCUUCCACCAUUGUUUGAAACAGAUUCAAAUCCUGAAGCUACUCAGUGUCCAAACCAAAACAAAACAAAUGAAUUCAUUCGUCCACCAAGGUUCAUCGUACAUGACCAUCCUGAAGCUUAUAAUAAUCGAUAUGAAAUGGAGAGUGAGUCUGAAAAUGAAGAUGAAUAUGACGACAAUCAGACUUACAGUGGCUAUCCUGGUGGAGAGUCUUUGAUAAACCCAUCACCACAACAUAUCCCACAACAAGAAAAUCAUACCGUUACUUCAUCUAUUACUAUAGGGUUACAAAAAAACGGUUAUUACGACGAAGGGGAUCCAGUUUGGAAUUGUAGGUUUUGUCAAGCAUACAUGUGGUAUGGUGAAAGAAUUGGAAAACGCCGUCGUAGCAAGAAACCUGUCUUCUCAAUGUGUUGUAAACAUGGAAAAGUUGUGCUUCCUCGCCUCGCGAAUCCUCCAAUGGAGUUAAUGUAUUUGUUAUGCAAAGGAGACGAAUUAAGUAAACAUUAUCGAGAGUUUAUCCGAGCUUACAAUAUGAUGUUCUCUUUCACAUCACUUGGGGGGAAGAUAGAUCAUUCUAUUAACAAUGGUCGUGGACCAUUUGUUUUUCGAAUGUCCGGUGAGAACUAUCAUCGUAUUGGUGAUAUAGUUCCCGAGCCUGGACAAGCUCCAAAAUUCUCCCAGCUGUAUAUCAUUGAUACUUUAAAUGAGAUAAAAAAUAGACUUGACGCUUAUGCCGGGUCGGACGGAGCUAGCGCUAAGAAACUAAGAGAACCACUUGUUCUUCUUCUGCAGAAUAUGUUAGAUCAGUAUAAUCCUCAUGUUAAGGCUUUUAGAUCUGCAAGAGAUAGGUUCGACGUGGAAGGAUCAACAGGUUAUAGGAUGAGGUUGAUUGAAAGUCGGCAAUCUGAUGGACGGACCCAUAAUCUGCCCACUGCAAAUGAAGUUGCUGCUUUGAUACCUGGAGAUUUUGUUUUAAAUAUGGAGCCCCGAGAUAUUGUUCUAGAGAGUACAAGUGGAAAGUUGCAAAGGAUAAGUGAAUUACAUCCGGCGUAUUUGCCUCUGCAGUAUCCACUAUUGUUUCCAUAUGGAGAGGAUGGUUUUCGAUUCAAUAUUCCAAUUGGUUUUGAAGACACGGCUGGGAGAAAACGCAAAAAUGUAACUAUGCGUGAAUACUUUGCAUUUCGCAUUUUAGAGAGGAAGGGGGAAGCACCCACGAUUACGAGAUCCGGAAGAUUGUUUCAUCAGUUCCUUGUGGACGCCUACACAAUGAUAGAAUCGAGUAGACUGCGUUACUUAUGGCUGAAUCAGAAAAAACUCCGGUCAGUUAGUUAUGAUGCAAUCCAGAAGGUAGCUGCAAAAGGCGGAGCUAAGAUGGCUGAGCAAGGGAGCCGAAUUUUCAUUCCAGCAACUUUCACCGGAGGAAAACGUUAUAUGAAGCAGCAUUACUAUGAUGCCAUGGCUUUGUGCAAGUACUAUGGAUUUCCAGAUCUUUUCAUCACUUUUACGUGCAAUCCAAAAUGGCCUGAAGUUACAAGGUAUCUGAAAAAAUAUAACCUUACCGCCGAAGACAGACCUGAAAUUUUGUGUAGAGUUUUCAAGAUGAAACUCGAUAAUCUUAUUGAGUUUUUGACAAACAAGGACGGCUCCUUAUUUGGCCCAGUUUCUGCAGUAAUGUACACGAUUGAGUUUCAGAAAAGAGGAAUGCCACACGCUCAUAUUCUCGUAUUCAUGCAAAAUGGAGCCAAAUUUCCAACAGCUGAUCAUAUAGACACUAUUAUAUCGGCUGAGAUACCUGACAAGACGGUAGAUCCAGACCUGUAUGCAAUCGUUGGGGAUUGUAUGAUGCAUGGUCCUUGCGGUCCAGCAAAGAAGGAUAAUGUAUGUAUGGUUAACGGUAAAUGCUCUAAGAUGUUUCCGAAACGACUGAACAUCAGGACAUCGAUUGACGCAAAUGGAUUUCCAGCUUACAUGCGUCGUAUUGAUGGUAGGUUCAUUGAGAAAAAUGGAAUCAGAUUAGACAAUGGAUAUGUUGUACCUUACAAUAGAAACCUCAUGCUUAGAUAUCACGCGCAUAUGAAUGUCGAGUGGUGCAUCCAAACGCGUGCUGUUAAGUAUCUUUUCAAAUAUAUCCAUAAGGGACCUGAUUAUGCUUCAGCUGCAAUGGAUAAAGAAGAUGAAGAUGGUGUCAUCGACGAAAUCAAAACAUAUUACGACUGCAAAUAUAUAACUGCAUGCGAGUCAUCGUGGCGGGUUCUUGCUUUUCCUACACAUUUUCGUACUACUUCUGUAGAGAAACUUGGAUUUCAUCUCCCUGAUCAGGAGCUGGUGUUUUUUGAUGAAGAUGAACCUAUUGAGAGUAUCCUCAAGAAAAAAUCUGUCAACCAAUCCAUGUUUCUGGCGUGGUUCAUAGCAAAUCAAAAAUAUCCAGAGGCAAGAGAUUUGACAUAUGCCGAAUUUCCAACAAAAUUUGUUUGGAAAGCAAGUAUGAGAGAAUGGGUACCACGUAAACGAGGCUUUGCGAUAGGGAGGAUUGCACAUAUUAAUCCAGCACAAGAUGAGCUAUAUUUCUUAAGAGUAAUGCUAAAUUGGGUAAGAGGGCCGAAAUCGUACGAGGAUAUAAGAACAGUUGAUGGUGUUGUAUAUUCUACAUACGAAGAUGCUUGCUAUGCUUUGGGUUUGAUGGAUGAUGACAAGGAAUACAUAGAAGCUAUCAAAGAUUGUAGUGAUAAUAGUUCUGGCACGUAUGCGAGGAAGUUUUUUUCGAGAAUGUUGGUAUCCAAAACAUUAUCUCAGCCUCACGUUGUGUGGGAAGCUACUUGGGAGUAUCUAACCGACGAUAUUCUCUACAAGAAACGACGAGAAACUGGAAAUCCCGAGUUGAUCUUGACCAUAGAUCAUAUCAAAAACAUUGCUCUAACCGAGAUUGAAAAUCAUUUGCUUAGCAAUGGUCGUAGCCUCCAGAAAUGGCCCCUAAUGCCAAAGCCAGAUGAUUUUGGUUGUUACAACGGCAAUCGCCUUAUAGAUGAUGAGCUUAAGUAUGUUGUGGAAGAUCAGCUAAAGGAAAAUGAAAGACUUAUGGCGAUGAUAACAGAUGAGCAAAGAGGGGUUUACAACGAGAUUUUGGAUGCAGUUUUAAAUGAUAGCGGUGGAGUGUUCUUUCUUUAUGGUUAUGGAGGCACAGGUAAAACCUUCGUAUAUAGAGCACUCUCAUCAGCAAUCCGAUCUAGACGUAUGAUUGUUCUAAAUACCGCAUCCAGUGGAAUUGCUGCAUUAUUGUUGGAAGGAGGUAGAACCGCACAUUCCAGGUUUGGUAUUCCGAUAGAUGCCGACGAGUUUACUACUUGCAAGAAAAUGGAGCAGGAUCAGAUCGUGCAGAAUUAG
This is a messenger RNA of Raphanus sativus (radish), 3612 nucleotides long. RefSeq lists its product as uncharacterized. Gene Ontology annotation, molecular function: DNA helicase activity. The record is from RefSeq and is a predicted model, not a curated record. The transcript is spliced from 11 exons. The coding region runs from base 1 to 3612 and encodes 1203 amino acids. NCBI's taxonomy places the organism in Eukaryota, Viridiplantae, Streptophyta, Magnoliopsida, Brassicales, Brassicaceae. Gene Ontology annotation, biological process: telomere maintenance; DNA repair.